Nilaparvata lugens (brown planthopper) is the source of this 1508-nucleotide messenger RNA. RefSeq lists its product as uncharacterized. The transcript is spliced from 8 exons. NCBI's taxonomy places the organism in Eukaryota, Metazoa, Arthropoda, Insecta, Hemiptera, Delphacidae. The record is from RefSeq and is a predicted model, not a curated record. The coding region runs from base 169 to 1248 and encodes 359 amino acids.
ACCAUUGAAAAGUAAAAAUUCAUAAAAAAUCAAUAUUUGAAUCUAAAUAGCGCAAGUAGAGUUUCAUCUAAACAAAGCAAACAACAGUGCUUUAGCUUUUUAGUCCUGUUGAAGGGAAGAAUAAUCGUCAAGAAAUUCCAUCUGUGGUCUGUGCCCUAGGAGAGAAUUAUGGCUUCAGGAAAUCGGAAUCCAAAACAAGCGAAGUUCCAGAAAGAUCUAGAGUAUAAUGAGAAAUUGAAGCUGGUUGAUGCAGAACUGAUGUCAUUUCAUCAGUACUGUCAACAAAUGGGCUUCACAGAUGCUGAAAUGGAAGUUAUAUGCUCCCCACUCUUUGAGGCAAUGCAGAAGAAUACUUUGAAAAAAAUACUAAAAACUAUCUUUAUAAUGAUAGUGAUAGGGGUUGCUCUAUAUGCUGUAAUUCAGAUAGGAAGUGUUGCAGUACACCUCACUGCUAUUGGAAGAAUCUUUAUGAUAAAGGCUCUACCGUUUUGGGACUGGAGAUCUUUGUUCUAUGAAUCCUGCCUCAUGACCAAUCCAUUCUACAGUGAUUACACUUUAACAGAAGAUGACUGUGUUUCCUGUGAAGCCUUGGAGUAUGUUGAUCGAGUGGACAAAGUUGGCUAUGACUCUCUUCUCAAUAACUAUCUGAGUAGGGAUGUACCUUUGAUUGUUACUGAUGCUAUGGAAUCGUGGCCUGUCAUGAAUACAAACGAUUUCUAUUUCGACAACAUCACUCAGUUGUAUCUUCAAGAUGAAAAAUUGGUUGAUACGGUGCCAUGUAUUCUUACAACAAAUCUGAGGACUGGAUCAUCUGAUUUAUUGGCUUUUCUGAAGCGUAUUCACAGUUCUUCAGUUGACAAGUGGUUUGUUCAUUGGCAAAAUUGUGACAUCCAUGCUGUGAAGGCACUAAGAAAAUUUUAUCAGCGUCCAUACUUCCUUUCAAGCUCUGUUUCUCCAGCUCACUUCAAUUGGGUACUCAUGUCUUCGGACUACAAUACCAAUAAUUACAAAAAGGUUGAACUGGACUCAGGACUGAUAAUGCUAGCGCAGCUGCGAGGUUCCACUGUAUUCAAAUUGACUCCACAUAACCUUUGCAAUUCUUCAUGCCCUCAACUAUCAUCUGAUCUUUCUGAAGGAGAAAUCUUGGUCUUCACAAACUAUCUGUGGAAUUUCGAGUAUCGGCCUGGUCAUCAUCUUGAUAGCGUGGCAAUUUUGACGGAAACUGUUUGGGAUGAAGUAUCCCAAUAAUAUCAUUGGUAUAUUACCAUUUAGCUAGUUAUUUGUGUAUUUUAAUGUAUCCAACACCACAUAUUCCACUGUAUUAGGUGUGUAUAAUGAUAAUAAAAAUAUAAUAUUCAAAUAUAUAUUAUCUGGAAUAUUGAAGAAAAAAUAUUUACUGGUGGAGGCUACUGGUUUAUCGUGUAUUGAUCAACUUGAGUAUUAAUCUGGUAUGUACUACGAUGUUGUAUGACUAUGUUCAAACUACCAAUAAAUUGUACUGGGCCGCA